Messenger RNA from Closterium sp. Yama58-4, 2410 nucleotides. Lineage: Eukaryota; Viridiplantae; Streptophyta; Zygnematophyceae; Desmidiales; Closteriaceae. The record is from the annotation of a GenBank genome assembly.
AUGGGGGGAAAAGCUGUGGGGGAGAAAGGGGGGAGUGUGGGGGGGAUGGGCGGAAGGGGAGAGGAGGGAGGGCGGAGUGCAAUGGAGGUGUUUUCAGGGGGGGUGAGGGCAGGCGCGUGGGGGUAUGGAGGGGCAGUGGGGGGCACAGGAGGAAUGGGAGGGGCGGGGUCGAUAGUGGCGGAGGGGGAUGAGGUGAUGAAGUUCCUGAGGGAGGGCCUUGCGAGACUGCAGGCCUCGCAAUCCAAGGCUGAGCGGGAGGCUCGGGAAGCGGAGGAUCGGCUGGUGGCGGCGGCAGAGGAGGUGUUGGAGCUAGAGAGGGCGAUGAAGGGCGCUGAGAGCAAAUACCGCUUUGUGCAGGACCUCAGACAGUACAUCGCCGUGUUGUGCGAUUUCCUCAAGGACAAAGCAGCUCUGAUAGAGGAGCUGGAGGAGUCGCUGCAGCAGCUGCAGGAGGAGCGUGCCAACGCAGCGUUCGAGCGCCGCCGCGCUGACCUAGCAGAUGAGCUGGCGCAAGCAGAGGCUGCCACGAUGAUGGCGACAGCAGUAGGAGUGGCAGCAGCAGCGGUGGAGGCGGUGGUGGAAGGGGGAGGUGCGGGGGGAGGCCGGGUGGAGUUGGAUGAGUUUGGAAGAGACGUGAACCUGCAGAAACGCUCUGGCAGGCAAGAAAUACUCACUGCUGCUGAUGCGGUGUUUGCGGAUGCAGCCGAGGAGUACAGCAGGAUUGAGCGAGUGAAGGAGCGAAUGGAGAGGUGGAAGCAGCAGCACCCCGCAGCCUACCGGGACGCCUACGCCAGCAUGUCAGCACCGGCGCUCUUUGCUCCCUUGGUGCGCCUGGAGCUGCUGCGAUGGGACCCGCUGUUUGGGGGAGGCGCCUUUGACUCCAUGCACUGGUACUCAGUCCUCUUUGACUAUGGCCUCCCAACCGACGGCUCCGAGCCUGCGCCGGACGACCCGGACACGAACCUGGUGCCGAGGCUCGUGGAGAAGGUGGGGCUGCCGAUCCUGCACCACGCGCUGCAGCACUGCUGGGACCCGCUGGACCGCGCUGCAACCAAUCGCGCGGCGACAGCUGUCGAGGAGGUGCUGGUGUAUGUGGAGGCGGGGGCGCCGGCAGUGGUGGAGAUGGUGAAGGCCGUGGAGGGGCGUAUGGAAAGUGCUGUCGCAGAGAUGCAGCUACCAGCGUGGCCGCCCCCCAUACUUGCAGCCUGCCCCUCCGCUGCUCGAUUCGCGGCUCAGAGGUUCGGGCAGGCACUACGCCUCAUUCACAACCUGGGCAGGAUGCGAGACGUGGUGUCUCAGCAACUCCUAGAUCGACUCGUGCUGCAGUCUCUCCUGGCCAAUCAGCUGCUGCCACAUCUGCGCGCCCUCGCCCCUGUGCUGCACGACGCCGUACCCCGUACAGAGCGGCUCGUUUGUGUGCUGUGUGAUGGCAAGUGGGCCGGCACUGGCAGCGGGAGCGCCUUGCCUCCUUCGGCCGAACCCAGGAACAGUCCCAGGUCUCCUCUGUCGCAACUGGUGCCUUUUAUCGAAACGCUGGGGCGCUCUGUAGAGAGUCGGAGUGCAGUGGAGGGGCAGAGGGAGGAGUGUGUGGGGCUGGCGAGGAGGCUGAAACGCAUGCUGCCAGCCUGGAACAAUGGUAACCUCAAGCGGUUGGCGAAUAAGAUCAUUUCGCCUCUCAUCUUCGCUCAUGUUCGCGCGGCGUAUCCAGGAAUCCCCGUCAAUGACUCCAACUGUCAGCCUUUCGUGUGCGGGCGGUACAUGUGGAUGCACAACGGUGGGGUGGGGGGAUUUCACAAGGUACGGAGAAAGCUGCUGGAGUCGCUGCGGGAUGAUGUGUACCAGCAGUGCCCCUCCUUCGAGUCCGACUCUGCCAUCUGCUUUGCUCUCUUCCUCAACCAGAUCCAAGACCCCAUGCAGCAGCUCGCACCAGAGGAGCUAGUGGCAAAGAUGGAGGCGACGAUCAACGAGGUAAACCGGCUAUGUGGCGAGGCGGGGGUGGCAGACGAGCUCUCUCUCCUCAACUUCGUUGUUUCCGAUGGCCGCACCGUCGUUGCCACCAAAUACUGCAAUCUGCCCCACGAGGAGUGUGCAACGCUGUACUAUGCGAGUGGGAGCCGGUUUGAGGCGCUGGACGGCAGCAGCAAUGACUACUUGGUGCGCCACGCCGACCGCCGCGGGCUGCUGGGGAUCGUGGCCAGCGAGCCGCUCACUGAUGAGAGCGCGGACUGGAUCCAGUGCCCCUCUCCCGCAACCCCCCAAUCAGGUGCCGCACAACACGAUGGUGGUGAUGACGCGGUUCAAGGGCUCCUCUUUACCUCCUGUCUCCCCCCUUCGGCCCACGUGUCAGGUCCCACGCAACACGGCGGUGGUGAUGACACGGUUCAAGGGCUCCUUCGUGGAUGUGCUUCUG